UCCGGGACAACGGCAGUGUCAUAACUUUAGUGUCCAGUGCAGUGCUUCAUUCUUCUUUCGCCAGGAGAUCAGAUUGGUUCGUUGUUCUUCGCUAGUUCUGGCAGUUAGAUUCCAGAGAAUUUUUGAGAGAAGAAAGAAACAGUUUUAACAAAGAUGAAACUUCUAAUUGGACUUGUUCUAGUCGCCACGGCCUUUUCAUACCCCCUGGGUGAAUCAGAAGAAAAGCCCCACGAUCCCCUAGUCAUCUCCGACUCCUAUUCUUCAGUUUCCAAAUCCGAAGAAGCCAAGCACGAACUCACAAAGACCCUCCAGCACGACGCAAGCUCAGACAGCUCGAGCUCCAGCUCAGAAGAAUCGUCGGAAAGUGGAGAAGCCAAGCCUUCCGAAGCACCGGCAGCUAUUUCUGAAGAAACCCCCGAAAAACCGGCGCUUGAUCAACCCCAAGCCGGUAUCGCUCUAAAGGAGUCUCAUUCUGACCCCGCUCACGCUUCUGAGGCUAUUCCGGCGGCUCAGGAACCUCAAUUGAAGACAGGAGGAGAGAUUAAACCAGCCGAACCUGCACCAAUUGAAGAAAAAAAGCCUGAGGAAGCUUUACCGACUCUUAAGAAAGUAGAAAGUGAAGUAUCUCCUCAGAUCAAGGCUGCUGAACCGGAGAAACAUAUUGAACAGCCCCAACAGGAACCGAUCAAAGCUGAAGAAGCUCCUCUGGUUAAAUCCCACAUCGAGGAACACAUUGAAGAGAAACCUUUAGCUCUACCAACCCACACCGAAGAACACCACGAAACCAAAACAGCCGCUGCUUCGGAAAUUCAAGAAGAUAUUAUUGCACUACCCAGCGAACAAAAAGUCGAGGUUCCAGCUGCAGUAGAAGAGAAAAUCCCUGAACUGAAAACCACAGCUAUCGAGCCAGAAAAAAUCGAACAACCCAUCGAAAAAAAGGCUAAAUCUGAAGAAGGAAGUGCCCAGGACAAUGCAGUACAUGACAGCGUAGUUCCUCACGCUCCUGAAGUAGUUCCUUCCGAAGUUCAUCAUCCAAUCCAAGAAGAUUCAGUGUCUCAAGACUCUCCAGCUUCAGAAGCACCUCAGCAGACGACGGAGGAACCUCAGCAAGCAUCUGAGCAACCUUCUGAACAGCCUCAGGCUGCUUCUGAACAACCACAAGCCAUCGCUGACCAGGUAGCGUCAGAUGCCAGGCCUCACGAAGAGGAGAAGCCUUUCGAGAAGCAACCCGAGGGUAAAUCUGCCGUUGCUGUACCUGAAUCGUCAAAACCUUCUCAUGAUGAUGCAGUAUCUCACGUAGCUGAGGAAAUCAAACCAGAACAUGCUGUAGUUGAAGAACACAAAGCUACAGAGAACGCAGCUAGUUCCUGAUCGGUUGCUGACUAGUGUGAAAGAUUUAAUGACUGAUUUAAUAAUGUAAUUCUACGGAAGUUCGCUUGCCCGAUCCGUUCCAUAACUGUCACUUAAUUAUUUUUUAUUCUCUUCGGAACGCUUUGAGGCAACCAAACACCGCGGUGCUCAAUAUUUUAGAAGAAUCGAAUUUAAGAUUUUUUUUGUCGCAAUGUAAAGAAUGUGUUUUUUUUUUGUUUUACGUUUUAUUUUUAUUUGUAUUAUUGUUUGUUUUUUGCUCGUGUGUCUCUCGGAAGAGGGGCAUGUCAAAAAGGCGAAUGUAUUUUUGUUACAGUAAC
Molecule: messenger RNA, 1688 nt
Organism: Sitophilus oryzae (rice weevil)
Lineage: Eukaryota; Metazoa; Arthropoda; Insecta; Coleoptera; Curculionidae
Product: probable serine/threonine-protein kinase kinX
Exons: 2
Coding region: 154-1371 (405 amino acids)
Source: RefSeq, a predicted model, not a curated record